UAAGAGAUGAUUUUGCCUAAAUUUACCCUAGAUACUGAUAGAAAGAAGAAAGUUAGCUACAAAUAUAAAGUCUCUAACAACCGUCUUGCUGGUGUUGAGCUAAAAUAAUCGUCCUCAAAUGGGUAAAGAAUACAAAGGGAUUCAGAGCGAUUUGUCCAGCAAAUUUGGAAAUAAUUUCAAACCAGGAAUUUUGAAAGAGAAAUAUUUAAGAAAAAUUUCUCAGAACCUUAAGAAUAAUCACCACAAGAAUGACACUUUCUAUCCAGCCACUAAAUAAAUCAGCAGUGAGUUCCUUGCCAUUAGAAGUUAUUGUGGAACAUAAAUCUCAUCAGAAACGAUUAGCUCAGAUCAAAUCAAGGACCUCAAAUCGCAUGAUCAAAAAUGCAUCUCUAAAGAGGCAGAAAUAACAAGUCAUCCAAUAUGAACUUCAGAAUGGCCAAUAGUGGAAUAUAUGUUAACGAGAAAUAUUAUUUUGAACAAGCUUUUAAAGACAAUAAAGUCCUGUUUGAGAAGAUUCAGAAGAUAGAGAAAAGAGAAAAACCAAAAGCUGUAGACACCUCAGAUAUGCCUAUCAACACUUCCAGGAGCAAGAAUACUUCACAUUCAACUUCCAGGCUUGAUUCAAGCAAAUUGACGAAUAAAGGGAAAUACAGCUCUUGGCUGACCAAUUGCAGUCUUGCUCCAACAGCCAAUUCUCGUAUAAGAUCAAAUAUCAGCAUCAGGAAGCUAAAAGGUGGAGGUGCUCAAAGCCAAAGAACACUUCAUAAUAAAAACAGUGAUUGAUCGAAUAAAGAAGAGCAGAUCACAAAGAACCAGACCUCUCGGUAUUUCAAAACUCGGGGUAGGAAGAUUAGUUCAGCUAAUCGAACUAAGAUAUUAACCACUAGUGAGACUUUGUCUCGUAGGCAGUCAGUAAACAGGUUUUCAAAGAAUUCUCAGUAUAAUUCUUCAUACAAAAUCACUACAUCUAGUCAUGUUGAAGAAAAUGCUGAAUGCAGUCCAAAGUUUUCCCAAGAAGAUGCAGACUCCGCAAAUUAUGACGUCCUCUACUUGAAGAGAGGGUUAGCAUAUCCUAUCACAAACGAAGGGUAUAAGAAGUUAAGAGAAGGCAAGAAAUCUUCUCUUAAUAAAUUAUUUGUAUAGUUGUGAACAUUUCUAUG
Molecule: messenger RNA, 1160 nt
Organism: Moneuplotes crassus
Lineage: Eukaryota; Ciliophora; Spirotrichea; Euplotida; Euplotidae
Source: the annotation of a GenBank genome assembly